Molecule: messenger RNA, 3189 nt
Organism: Acanthopagrus latus (yellowfin seabream)
Lineage: Eukaryota; Metazoa; Chordata; Actinopteri; Spariformes; Sparidae
Product: zinc finger protein 728-like
Exons: 5
Coding region: 405-2381 (658 amino acids)
Biological process (GO): regulation of transcription by RNA polymerase II
Cellular component (GO): nucleus
Molecular function (GO): RNA polymerase II cis-regulatory region sequence-specific DNA binding; DNA-binding transcription factor activity, RNA polymerase II-specific
Source: RefSeq, a predicted model, not a curated record
GUCAUGUUUUAGGUUUAUAGUGGGUUUGUUUUGUUUUGUUUUUAUAAAUGUUGAAAGACAUAAUAAGAAUAUGCGGGGUGAAUGUGGUGUGUUCUGGCAUUAACAUUACGGCCAAGAUGACGUAGUCGUGUCGUAACUCCUCCUCUCGCGAAAAUGGCGGACACCCAUCCUCCGGUGUGUUCGUGAAACUAAAUUAACAGAAACAAAUGCGGAUGGUUUUGAUAUUUUAUUUACGAUUUUGCCAGUUCAGUUGAGAUCUUUAAGACCUUUAAGAGCAAGUUUCUUUGUUCUGGAGUUCUUGUGCCGAACGGUGUAAGGUGACCGUGGUUAGCGAAAGGACACGUUUAGCAUCGCACAAGUCUUGAUCAAGGACAGCUGCAAGCUACAGCCACACAUCUGCAAGGAUGUCCGACCGUCUGACAAGAGAAUUCAGUGCCCAGCUUUCAACAACAAUGGACUCAACCCUGAGGCGGGCUAUGUAUGAAAUAAUGAAGAUCUUUGAGACCAGCCUACAUGACCAUCUAAUGGAGCUGGUGCAGAGGGGAGAGGAGAUAGCUAAUCUUAAAAUAAAGUUACAGAGAGCGGAGAUCAAGCUGGGGGAAAGGCUGUGUGGAGGUGACACAGAAACAGAGACGAAUGAAAAGCAGGUGACAGAACCUCAAAAAGAGCCCGAAAAUGUUCUGGACGCCUCUGGACACACUUCUGAUUAUCCUGAGAUUGAUUUUGAAGUACCUUCUGACUGGUGUGCUCCUCUGGGCUCUGAGGCUGUGCCCAAACAAGAGGUUGGCCUGUGUCCCAGUGUAAGACUACGCAAGCUGCACAUUCCUCUGUGGCAGGUUCCAAUCAAGAAGGAGGUGGAUAUCCGUGGCAUUGACUCUCACCAGCAAACAGUGGGUGGCAGGAAAACCACGAGAGGUUCUUCAUUACAGAAGCACAGACACACAAUGUCUGUUCAAAGAACUCAUCGGGGACCAGUAAAAAAUGACAUAAAGAGAUUGCUCCAAGACAUCAGAGAAGAAUAUACCAACCUAACAGACACACCUCAAAGUCUAAGAAGAGGACGGAGAAGUCAAACAGGAAGAGAGCAAGAAAAAGCGAUGGAGAUCAUAGGAGACAGGAAACAAACUGCAAAAACUAAGUUCAAGUCUACAGAACAGAAGUCUGUGGAAAAUGACAGUCAUAAGAUCUACACCUGCAAAUUCUGUAAGAAGAAAUUUCAAACACUAUUUGGCCUAAGUGUGCAUGCGCGAUCACACAAGAGGUGCCAGGGUUGUAAAAAAGAGUUCUCUUUUCCAAGUUAUCUCAACAGCCAUAAACUCUAUUGUGCAAAACUUAAGGAAUUGUUGGCAAAACAAGCAGAGUCCACUGACCCUCCAAAACAUCAGCCCUGUGUAGGAGAAGCUGCUUCAGACAAAGGCCAGGUGAUCGAUAAGGAUGACAAAGCUUUGUCACCAAGCAAAAAAACGGUUACCAAAAAGGAGGACAACACACCUUCAUCACAGAGCAAAAAACGGGUGAUCAGUGAUGACACACCUUCACCACCGAGCAAACAAGAGGUGAUCAAAAAGAGGGAUGACGCACCGUCACCAACCAAGAAACAGGUGAUCAUUAAGGUAGAAAAACUACCAUUGCCCUGCAGCCUUGGUGAAUUAUCUGUCCAGAAAGAUGGACACACCAAGAAGCAUACAAGUUCAUUCUCCAACCAGAAGGACGAGUCAAUCAGCCAGAUGCGAGAGCACAUACGUGGUUCAGGUGGCAGAAAGCCAUUUCGCUGCAGCAUGUGCCCUAAGAAAUUCCGUUUUAAGCGGGCUCUCAAUACGCACAUAACGAAAAUGCACAAAGACCAGGUGAAUACCAGUCAGGCAAAUGCAAUCCUUUCAUGGACUUUGCGUUCAGAGAAAACUGAAGAAAAUAAAGAGGUUUUGAUUUCUCCCUGCAAAGACACAAGUCAAGCAAGCAACCGCAACAACAUUAAGAGAAAAUCCAAGCACGACAGAAAGCCAGGUGUAAUAUGGAAAGAAAUGGGCACCCUAUGCCCUGAUGGAUACACCUGCUUAAAGUGCCCAAAAGUCACCAAAACCAAAUAUUUAUUGAUUGCCCACUUCCGCUCCCACACAGGAGAGAAACCUUUCAAAUGUGACCAUUGUGCUGCAAAGUUUCGUUGUGUAUGGCAGCGUAACAACCACAGAAAGAAGUGCACUGGUAUUUUGUUCCAGUGUGAGAAGUGUGAUAAGAAAUUCCUCUCAAAAACAAAGUAUGACAGGCAUGUGCUAAAAUAUCACAGGGACUGGCAUCUCUUCUGCAAGAUUUGUGGAAAAGGCUUCUUUCAUAAAGGGCGCCUAAAGAACCACAUGCAGAGCCAUAAGCCAGUUUACAGUUAGUAUCGCCUGUAUAUGGACACUGAAGCCCUGGAUGUUCAUGAUGUUCAUUCAUCACGUACUGUUUGGUGUCUUCCAUUAAGCUGUUUUGCAGUUUUUUUCUUCUAUUUUAAGAUGUAGUAAUGAUAUAAUUCACAUCAGUAUUCCUCAUCUCUGUCAAGUAUUAAAAGAAUCUGGUGAUGUUUUAGGGUUUCUGCAAAAAGCAAUUCAGCAAGAUCCUGUUUUGAUACCAAAUUAAAAUACAUACUUAUGGAAAAUGGAACCACAAACUGAACUGAAGUUAUUAUUAAGAACUUACUUUUGCAGUUAAACAUCACGCUUACUGUUACAUUUCAGUUUCUGAAUUUCAUAGGUUUCUCUGCAUAUGUACAGAGUAGGGAUAGACUGAUUAUUGGGGCUAAUAUUCCCCAAAAGAAAGUCGGUAACGGGUAUUUUUUGUGUUAAUAUAUUUAAAAUGUGGUUUUACUCAAUGCUCCGCCCACAACAGUAUACCUCAAAAGUGUACAAUGUGAACAAUACUUGAGUUACAUUCCGUAAUUUCAUUCUGAAUUUGGACACAACAUUUUUUUUUUUUUUUUUUUUACUGCAAAUGUAUUUGCUCCACUAAUUGGUUACCAAUCUCCUUGAUUACUGAUAAUUGGUAUCAGCCUAAAAACAAUCAUAUUGAUCAAGCCCUAGUACAGAGCGGUCCAUUCACAAACAAGUGCUCUUGUUCUACCAUUGUCAACACAAAGUUUGUAAAGUAAUUGUAAUUUUGUCAAUUCUUUCAGAAAAUCUGAACCAAUAAACUAUUCAUAGGGGAGGAAAAAAA